GUAUGAGAGAUGAAUUUUUAUUUCCUAACAAAUUUUGUACACAAACUAAAAAAGGGUUUAAAAUGAAAGUGCUCUGGCACAGGUAUAAGCAUGGAUAUAAAUGUGCAUUUUACACAUUUAGAUCCUGCUCUCUUGGAGGGGAAUUCUAUAUCGGUAUGUUUAACCUCACAGCCCCUGCGGAAGUGCAUUUGGUCACGUCCGAAUCUUAUUCAUCAGUAAAUAAGGAAAUUAUUUAUCAGCCAUUUAGCAUACGCAUUAUCGGGCCAUAACGUCGUUAAGCGGCAUAUUCAAGGCUUAUCAGUGCGGCGGAAGGAAUACAGAGGGUACAAGGUAACUUGAGUUUAAGUACUUUCAGGUUCAUCGAUUUGAAGCCUGACGUUUGGAAGCGGUUUGGCUCUAAGGAUCAAGAGUCAUGUCAGAACGCAACAAUCCCGAGAAGGAACAGAAACAAACUCGAUACAAGAAUACCAUACACUUGUGGGAGUUUUUAUUGGAACUUUUGGAAGACGAAAGAUACAUCCCGUUAAUUUCAUGGACAAAGAAGGAAGAUGGAGAGUUCAAGAUUAAGAGACAGGAAGAAGUAGCCAAACGAUGGGGUCGCCUAAAACAACGAGCAGGAAUGAAUUACGAUAAACUAAGCCGUGCGCUGAGGUAUUAUUACCAGAAAGGAAUUAUAAAGAAGGUACAAGGUCAAAGACUUGUGUAUAAAUUCCACAAACUUCCUUACGCGUACAAACCGGUGAAGUAUAACUGGCCUUGGCGACCACCCGUAGAGGACAACUCCAAACCAGAAAAACCUGAUAUCGUUUCCGUUCCGGUUUCGUUGACGACGCACUGGCCUCUGAUGUCCAUGUUUCACUCAAAUAGCCAACCACAGCGUCAGCUCAGCGCACCCGCGAACCACCAUUACAGUUGUCUUGAAUGUACUCCGCGAACCCAUGCGCCAACAGUUUGUAGAAGCCAGAUAAUGUUUCCACCAUGUAGUUGUAGGGGGUCAGCGGUUUACGGAUGCGGAUUGCGCAUGCUCCACGAACCAAGCUCUAUGCCUGUUCAAGUGAUAACGAGAUUUGUUUAGUAAUGCUUUAAGAUGGUCGCACAUGGCCGCUCUUUAUUUCAUUUGUACAAAUUUUGAUAAAAUGAUCAGAAAAAAUUGCUUUCGCCAUCGUGUGAACGUUUUCUACAAGAACUGAAGAUUCAAAGCGUAUCUGAGAACAAGAUAAUUUCUCGUGAGACCUUGCGACUCAGAGUCCACAUGCAUGUUAUUUUACCUUCAGAUAAAACGCUGCCCGAAACAAUAACGACCGACAAUAAAAUCACUCGAGAAAAAAAAGGUGAGAUAUUGUUUUAAGGUAAGAACGGUUAGAAACGUGAGUGUUUGAAUAUGUAGUUCAGCUAAAUGUAUUUCCUUUGUUAUGUAAUAAACAGCAACAUUAGGUAGCUUUAAUUUA
Pocillopora verrucosa is the source of this 1448-nucleotide messenger RNA. RefSeq names its product transcriptional regulator ERG homolog. Gene Ontology annotation, biological process: regulation of transcription by RNA polymerase II; cell differentiation. NCBI's taxonomy places the organism in Eukaryota, Metazoa, Cnidaria, Anthozoa, Scleractinia, Pocilloporidae. Gene Ontology annotation, molecular function: DNA-binding transcription factor activity, RNA polymerase II-specific; sequence-specific DNA binding. Gene Ontology annotation, cellular component: nucleus. The record is from RefSeq and is a predicted model, not a curated record.